Molecule: messenger RNA, 1613 nt
Organism: Aphidius gifuensis
Lineage: Eukaryota; Metazoa; Arthropoda; Insecta; Hymenoptera; Braconidae
Product: outer mitochondrial transmembrane helix translocase-like
Cellular component (GO): mitochondrial outer membrane
Molecular function (GO): ATP hydrolysis activity; ATP binding
Source: RefSeq, a predicted model, not a curated record
AUGGCGUUUACCUGGAGCUCCAGGUACGGAUUUUUUGGUGAUUUUGGUGUUAAUUAAUGUGUAUUAUUGCAUCAGAAGCAUCUUAAUAAAAUUAUUUUAAAACAAUGACAAUAAUUACAAGGACAUUUAUCAUUGAGUGACAAUUUAUAAUAAAUAAAAAUUGUAUUAUUCAUAAUUAGCAAUAAUUAUAAAAUAUUCAUGUUAUGAGAUAACAAUUGUAAACUUUAGUGAGCGCAAAUUUUUAUCAAUUUUUGACACGUUUUAAUUUAUCAAUCAUCAUAAAAACUUGAGUGAAUUUUUUUUUGGACAAAAUAAAAAAAAAACAUCAACGUGUCAUUUUGUCUUAAAAUAUAAAGACAUAUUAUUUUUAAUUAAAGAAGAAUAAAAAAUAUAAUAAUUAUAUUGUCAUGAUGGAUUCAAAUAUUUCAAGACCAGAAUUAUUUGGUAUGAUUGCUAAAAUGGUUUUAGUAUCAUUUGUUGGAUUUUAUUCAAUGAAAUAUAUUAUGAAUCAAAUUGAUCCAAUGUCAAAAGCAAAAAAAGCAGCAAGAGAAAAGGCCAAUAGACAAUUAAGGAAAGUAAAAAAUGGAAACAAUAUUUCAUUGUCAAUAAAUGAAUCAGAAUUAACUGAUUAUGAAAUGAUGAUUGCAAGUCAUUUGAUUGAUCCAAAAGACAUACCAGUUACAUGGGACAAUAUUGCUGGACUUGAUAAUGUUGUACAAGAAUUAAAAGAAACUGUUAUUUUGCCAAUAAGAAGAAAAGAAUUAUUUGAAGAUUCAAUGCUGACACAAGCACCAAAAGUAAAUAUUAAAUAUAUGGACCAAGGAUCAAAAACAACUGCUAAAGAAAGUGGUACUUGUUUUAUAAAUUUAGAUGUCAGUAUCUGGGUACAUGCUGCUGUUAAAUUACAGCCUUGUAUUAUAUUCAUUGAUGAAAUUGAUUCAUUUUUACGAGCAAGAACAUCAAAUGAUCAUGAAGCAACAGCUAUGAUGAAAGCUCAAUUUAUGUCAUUAUGGGAUGGUUUAAUAACUGAUCCAGGAUGUACUGUUAUUAUAAUGGGUGCAACAAAUAGACCACAAGAUUUAGAUCGUGCUAUUCUUAGACGUAUGCCUGCUACAUUUAGAAUUGGUCUACCAAAUGAAGAUCAAAGAACACAAGUACUUGGUUUAAUAUUGGAAAAAGAACCAACAGCAGAUGUAGAUGUUAAACAAUUAUCAAAAUUAACUGAUGGUUUUUCUGGAUCAGAUCUUCAUGAAUUAUGCAGAACAGCAUCACUCUAUCGUGUUAGAGAUUAUUCAAGAGAACAUCCAUGUGUUUCACCAAAUAGAAAUGAAGUUAGCGACGAAUUUCAUGAUGCACUUCGUCCAAUAACUCAUGAUGAUCUUUUAUCUGCUUUGAAAAAAAUGAAAAUCUCAAAAGUUCAAACCAGCACAAAUAAACAUGCAUUUUUUAGUGGAGAUGAAACCAAAGAUGAUUUAGAUUAAUGCUUUUUUUUAAUACAAAUUAAUUUCAUAAUAGGGUUGAAAAUCUCGCAAGUAGAAUCAAUUUGUUAUACUUAAUUUUGAUUUGAUUUAUCUUUUUUUUUUUAUAUAAAGAAAAUAUAUAAACAAAGUCCA